Molecule: messenger RNA, 1157 nt
Organism: Brassica oleracea var. oleracea
Lineage: Eukaryota; Viridiplantae; Streptophyta; Magnoliopsida; Brassicales; Brassicaceae
Product: tropinone reductase-like
Exons: 4
Coding region: 23-916 (297 amino acids)
Molecular function (GO): oxidoreductase activity
Source: RefSeq, a predicted model, not a curated record
AAGAACUCAUAACCAACCAAAAAUGAGUGAGACAGGAGAAAAAUCGAGAGACAUAUCUAGAUGGAGCCUUAGAGGCAUGACUGCUCUUGUCACCGGUGGCUCCAAAGGCCUCGGGGAGGCUGUGGUGGAAGAACUAGCCAUGUUGGGAGCAAGAGUCCACACAUGUGCCAGAGACGAAACUCAGCUUCAAGAAUGCUUACUUGAAUGGCAAGCAAAAGGGUUUCAGGUUACCACUUCUGUUUGCGAUGUUUCUUCUCGUGUCCAACGAGAGAAACUCAUGGAAACCGUUUCCACUCUCUUCCAAGGAAAACUCAACAUCCUUGUAAACAAUGCGGGAACUUGUAUAACAAAGCCGACCACAGAGUUUAGUGCAGAAGACUUCUCGUUUCUGAUGGCAACAAAUCUCGAAUCUGCUUUUCAUCUCUCACAGCUCGCCCAUCCUUUUUUGAAAGCUUCUGGUUCAGGGAGCAUCGUGUUUAUGUCCUCCGCUGCUGGGGUUGUGCAUGUCAAUGUUGGAUCCAUCUACGGAGCUACUAAAGGUAUAUACUUACACUCAAACAAUUAUUGCUCUAAGGCUAACAUAAAUUUGAGAAUAUAUAUAUGUUCACGCGUUGCAGGAGCUAUGAAUCAGCUAGCAAGAAACUUAGCAUGUGAGUGGGCAAGUGACAGCAUAAGGGUUAACUCUGUGUGUCCAUGGUUCAUAGCGACUCCUUUAGCAAACAAAUUUAUGGAUCAUGAAGAGUUAAAAAAAGAAGUGGAGACGAAGACACCAAUGGGACGUGUUGGGGAGGCAAAUGAAGUCUCAUCGCUUGUUGCGUUUCUGUGUUUCCCGGCAGCUUCGUAUAUAACGGGUCAGGUUAUCUGCGUUGACGGAGGUGCCACUAUCAACGGUUUAUCUUUCAAGUCUUUGCCUUAAGAGGUCAAUAUGAUUGUGAUUUUUUCGUUUGCUUUUAUGUUUUUUUUUUUUUUUGAACAACUCGUUUGCUUGUAGGUGGUAUCUUUGCGUUUACUUCGUAUUUCAUUCCGAAUAAAAGGGUUGACGAAAGGAAAGCCAUAUGUUUUCGUUGGACGUAGUUAUAGGUUUUGGCUUAUAGCAAAAACCAUUGUAAGAAAAAUGAUAAUGUUUUAUUUUUCAUUCAAAAAAAAAAUGUUUAAUU